Molecule: messenger RNA, 1840 nt
Organism: Trifolium pratense (red clover)
Lineage: Eukaryota; Viridiplantae; Streptophyta; Magnoliopsida; Fabales; Fabaceae
Product: protein RMD5 homolog
Exons: 2
Coding region: 471-1628 (385 amino acids)
Biological process (GO): proteasome-mediated ubiquitin-dependent protein catabolic process
Cellular component (GO): GID complex; nucleus; cytoplasm
Molecular function (GO): ubiquitin protein ligase activity
Source: RefSeq, a predicted model, not a curated record
UUCUAAUUCUUUUUAUGUUUAUAUAUUUUUCACUUAUAUAUGAAUUAUGAUGCAAGUAUUUUAGAGAUGUGAAUGUUACCCUGGAUGAGUGGUUAUAUAAGACUAGACAAGAUUAGGAAUACAAUCAUUAGAAAGAAAGUUAGAGCGGCUCUCGUUGUGAAAAAGAUGGCAAAGUCUCAUCUUAGGUGGUUUGGUCAUGUGGGGAGAAGAUUCAAAGAAACACAGACAAGGAGAAUUGAUUCAAUGAGAGAUAGUAAUAUAUUCAGAUAGACGGUGGGGGAUCAGAGAAAAACUAUAGGUCAAACAAUUGAGAUUAAGUGGUGAAUGAUCUAUUUGUGGACUUUAUAUAUGAAACCAUAUUAUGUUGAUUAAUCUACGUAGUCGAUACCAUCUAGUCAGUGGAAAGAGGUAAAUCUAUCAGCCAAACCAUUAAGGGAGGAUUAAGAGGAGCUUGUGAUUUGAACAUAAAGAUGGAGAUUAGUAGCAUCAAAGAUGCAUUUGACCGUGUGGCUAAGAAGCAAAAGUUAUGUUCUUCCAAGUCUGAAGAAACUGUUGACCAGGUAGGGCGUGAAAUUGAGCAGGCGUUGGCAACACUUAAGUCCCCUCAUGAUCCCUCAACUCCAACUGACCAGAAAUCUGUUCUUACAGAACUUAAGUCAAAGCUCAAUGCUAUUGGGUCACUUCAACAGUUAGAAGGACCGAAUAAGGAAUUGAACUCAAGUCUUGCAAAGUAUCAAAAACUUCUUGAAAAAUUGUUAAACCCUGACAUCUCAAAGGCAUACAGAAAUGUGGAAUUUGAUGCUCAUAUUAUCAAUCAGAUCAUUGCAAGCCACUUUUACCGUCAAGGUUUAUUUGAUCUUGGAGACAGCAUCAUAAAUGAGGCCGGAGAGCCUAAUGCAACUGCACUUAGAUCUCAAUUCUUGGAAAUGCACCAGGUUAUUGAAGCCAUGAGGAAUAGAAACCUUCAGCCUGCUCUCACAUGGGUCACUGCUAAUCGUGAAAAACUUGUCCAGAUUGGUUCCAAUCUUGAACUUAAGGUUCACACACUGCAGUAUGUAGAGAUUGUGCAAAAUGGAACACGAGCUGAUGCCCUAAAGUAUUCCCAAAUUUAUCUUCGUCGUUUUGCUGAUCUCUACAAGGAUGACUUCCAAAAGCUUAUGGGUUGCCUCUUGUAUGUAAGAAGGCUGGAGAAAUCCCCUUAUGCUGAGUUGCUGUCCCCAUCUCAUUGGGAGGUGACAACUGAAGAGCUGGCACGACAGUUCUGUUCUCUUAUGGGACAGUCCUAUGAGAACCCACUGAAUGUGGUAUUUACAGCUGGAGUUGAAGGGUUGCCCACACUGUUAAAGUUGGCAAAUGUAAUGGCGGCAAAGAAGCAGGAAUGGCAGGAAAUGAAACAGUUGCCAGUGCCUGUAGAAUUGGGAAAGGAAUUUCAGUUUCAUUCAAUUUUUGUUUGCCCUGUGAGUAGGGAUCAAGGUAGCGAAGAGAAUCCUCCAAUGCUGCUGCCAUGUUUACAUGUUCUUUGCAAGCAAUCAAUUAUGAAGUUAUCAAAAAAUAGCACAAGAACAUUCAAGUGUCCAUACUGUCCGGCGGAAGCUACAGUUGCACACUGCAGACAAGUGUAUUUCUGAUGAAGUUUGUGCAUUUAUUAUCUCACAUAUUUUAUUGGUGGAGUCAGCAUUCAUAGCUUUCUGGUUGUAUAUAGAUAUUCUAAAAUGAUCUUUUGCAUUUGACAAGACCAAUGACUAAGUGAAUAAAAAUUAAAAGAACGUGUUGAUAACUUGGAGCUCUGAUAAUGAUUUCAUCUCGAUGACUAAAGUGGAUUCUCCAAUUUUACCUACAA